Molecule: messenger RNA, 990 nt
Organism: Camellia sinensis
Lineage: Eukaryota; Viridiplantae; Streptophyta; Magnoliopsida; Ericales; Theaceae
Source: RefSeq, a predicted model, not a curated record
ACACAAAGAAGUUUAAGCAGAUAUUGGACCCUAGGCUUGAAUGGAAUGGCUCCCUCAAGUCAACCCAAAAUCUAGCUAUUGUUGCCAAUCGGUGCUUGAUCAGAAAUGCAAAGUCACGCCCGAAGAUGAGUGAGGUGUUGGAGAUGGUGAACCAGAUCGUCGAAGCUUCACAAGAAAUACGUACUUCUCGACAACCUGUAAGAAGCUCGAUGCUAAUGGAAACCUCUGGGGACAAAGUGAAAGGUAAGGGAAGGAUCAUGGAUAUGACGACAAAAAAGCCUAGGUAUGCAGAAAAGCUUAGGUACACAGACGCCAGCAACAGAAAAGUGCACAAAGCACUCACAUGAGAUGGGCUCACACAAAUGCAGAUCCCGCACCCCUUUGACUGUUCUAUGCAUUUUUUUGUGAUUGGUUUUUGUAGAAGUAUUGUGUGAAAUGGGGGAAAGUGGUUGGCUUCUAUGAUUGGUAGUUGGAUAAGCUUGUGUGGGUUAUGAAGGUAACAAUUCCGAUGAAUUUGUAUAUAGUUCAUAAUGCGAAGUGUACAAUAUUGCUCGUGUAUUGCAACUGCCACUACUAUUGCUUCAGUAGGCACCAAAACAAAAGGUGAUAUGAGGAUUGUAAGGUUGAGAAUUCUAGUAUUUAGACGGUUGUUCUAGGGAAUUUUGACAGUAAAGCUUGCAAGGCACUGUUGAUUGCACCACUGUUGAUUUGAAAAUGGCAGGUGGGUUUUCAUGGCAUGCGGAGAAGCCUCUUGAGAUGCCAUAGUAGAAAUUCUGAAUGAUAUAUCGUACAUUUAUUCGAAAUCAUUAUGUAUUGUUCUUGUGCUGUGUUCUUUUAGUUGGGUUAAGUGUUAUGCUUUUGGAUAGAUGUUCUAGCCUUCUAGGAUGGAAGCAGAAGUUCAAGGUAGUCAAUCAAUAUACUGUUGCUGAAUUUGUAUUUUGAAAAUAUUAAUUUAAUUUAAAUGAUAGAUUUGUCUAUCUACUAAAGUUA